Molecule: messenger RNA, 2097 nt
Organism: Phytophthora sojae
Lineage: Eukaryota; Oomycota; Peronosporomycetes; Peronosporales; Peronosporaceae
Exons: 3
Cellular component (GO): proteasome core complex
Molecular function (GO): oxidoreductase activity; threonine-type endopeptidase activity
Source: RefSeq, a predicted model, not a curated record
CCAUGACCAUCGCCGUGGCCUCCGAUGCUGCUCCCAACUUCGCCAAACUACCGGACGAGCAAGUUCGCCAGACGCUUACGCGCGACUACUCCACUCUCCGCUUCCGGAUCGAGUACGGCAACUACCUGUCCAACCACUUGCUACACGCAGUAGUGGCUCUGCACGAGCUCGGCGCCAGCGAGCAGAAGAUCGCCGAGUACGCCGCGCACUACACGCAAAAGCUCGAGUCCGAGGGCCCCGAUCACGAAGACGUCGUGGAGCGCGCCACCACGACCGAAGUGCUCUCGGACGAAGAAGCGCAAGCUCUGCUGGGCAAGCGCCAGAAGUACAACGCUCUGCUCGCGUACUACUCGCGCGACGUCAAGAAGCUGGGCGUCGACGGUGCUGUACGCAAGCAUCUGCCAAACCUGUUCAGCGGCUUGGCUGGCGCUUUGCUGCACGGCAUCAUCCAGGUAGGCUACGCCUACCACAUCGGAGGCGAGCGUCUGGUGGCCGAGGGUCUCGCCUACCAGCAUCACUGCUACCUCCCUUUUGACGAGCCGCCCAUGCCGUCCAACCAGGAGCCCCUGAGGCAGUUCACGCGCCAAACCGUGUUCGAAGUCGCUGACGCCGUGACGAGCAACGAAUUUCUGCGGUCCGAGCAGGAGCGUCUCACGUCCAUUUCCCCUCUAAAGGACCUCGACAUCGGCUGGAUCCAGCGCGGAAUCAACGCGUUCUCGGGCCACCCGGAGCGCAACAGCCCCAAGGCGUUCGAGCUCAUCUGGAGCCAAGUCAACGAGUUCGACUUCUCGCGCUUCGACGGCAGCUGCGCACUUGAUAUGAUCCUGUGGCUGUACGUCAUGCUCGAGCAUAACGACUUCAUCAUCCUCCACGCUGCCACGUCCGCGUGGUCGCUCCAGCAACUCGAGCAUCUGCUGUCUCUGUCCGACAAGGUCAAGGCGUGGCGCGUGUGGCUGCACGUGGCGCUGUCAGCGCUCGUGACCGCCAAAGUGCGCGACUUCCGCGCAGAGGACAUCUGUGCCUCUGACUCUGUCUCCGAGGACCUGAACGCUCUGCCCUCGUGGCCGGAGCUGCGCGAGAGGGCCCUCGCCCUCCCGGGCUUCCCGGACGAGCACGUGUACAAGAUGGUGCAGGUGGCGGACGACCACGCGCACGCCUCGAACUCCAGCAGCGACAGCGCGCCGUUCCUGUCCGCAGCCCAACGCGACCUGGUGGCCCGCACCGCCGCGCUCACCGUCAUCUCGACGCCCUUCAAGCCGAUGACCAAGCAGGAAGUGGACGAGGGCUCGUACCUCAAGCCGGGCGAGGUGGACGCCGGCACGUCCAUCAUCGCCGUGCGCUUCAAGGGCGGCGUGGUGCUGGGCGCCGACUCGCGCACGUCCAUGGGCACGUACAUCGCCAACCGCGUGAGCGACAAGCUGACGCCGCUGCACGACCGGCUCUACUGCUGCCGCUCGGGCUCGGCCGCCGACACGCAGGCGCUGUCCGACUACGUGCGCUACUACCUGAGCUCGCACAGCGUGGAGCUGGGCCGCCUGCCCAAGGUGGGCACGGCCGCCAACCUCUUCCGCUCGCUGUGCUACCACAACAAGGACCGGCUGCUGGCGGGCAUCAUCGUGGCCGGGUGGGACCCCGUCAAGGGCGGCCAGGUCUUCUCCAUCCCCAUCGGCGGCGCCAUGGUGGAGCAGGACUUUGCCAUCGGCGGCAGCGGCUCCACGUAUAUCUACGGCCUCGUCGACUCGGAGUACCGACCGGACAUGACGAAGGAGGAGUGCCAGCAGUUCGUCAAGAAGGCGCUGGCGCACGCGAUGGCGCGCGACGGCAGCUCGGGCGGCGUCAUCCGCACGGUCACCAUCACAGAGAACGAGGUGGUGCGGGACUUCACGUGCGGCGACGACCUGCCCUUCUCCAUCUAGAGCUGUGGGCUGUGUGGCUUUUGAGUCUCGGUGACUCCCUGGCGUCGCCUGCGGAGAACUUGGAGCAGGCUGGACGGGGGGGGAACAGGACGGGGAAUUAAACUCGAAGAUCAAGACAAGCAACAGAAGGAAGGAAUGAAGGUGCUGCCGCGUUAAUCACUGUCUCCAAACUCUAUCGCUG